ACCGGAUAGCGGGAGGCCGGAGGCGGAGGUUUUAGAGAGCAGAGCGGAAGUCCCUCUUGCCUCCCACCCGGGUUUCUGCCAACUGGGCUGCCGCUCCGCUGUUCUGGGCCGUCGCCUGCGCGCGCCCGCGGCCCAGCUCUGCCAUGAGCCGGCCCAGCCGACUGCAGAGGCAAGUGCUUAGCCUGUACCGCGAACUGCUGCGCGCCGGGCGCGGGAAGCCGGGGGCCGAGGCGCGGGUGCGGGCCGAGUUUCGGCAGCACGCCUGCCUGCCGCGCUCCGACGUACUACGCAUCGAAUACCUGUACCGCCGCGGGAGGCGCCAGCUCCAGUUGCUACGCUCCGGCCACGCCAAGACCUUGGACGCCUUCGAGCGCCCGCAGGGCGCGAACGAGGAGCCCGGCGAAGCGGGGGCCCCUACGACUCCGCCUGAGGAGAGGGACGAUUCGAGGAACCCUCUCGUGGAGUCACCGGAAAUCCCGCCGGGUGGACGGUGACAGGCCGAAGAGCUCCGAUGGAACAGGGGAACGGUGGGGCGGGAUCGCUUGACUGCGUGUGUGGUGGGACCAGGGAACCCGCAUGAUGGAAGGUGAGAGGUCUUGAGAGACGAGCUCGAUGGAUUGGGGGAAUCGGAGAGCCGUCCUGGCGAUGUGGGGUCUUAGAGACCACCAUGACGGGUGGCAAGAUAUGCUUGCCCUUGUACGAUUCAUAGUCACUUGUCGUACCCCUUCCUGAGAGCCUGGGGCGGGCUGCGUCGCCAGCUGGCUGGACUAUGUCAAGCUGAGAGCUGCUGCUAGAAGGCAUGGGGAGCCAGGAUGCCCCCCUCCCCGCCCCGUUGGACCGAAAGAGACUGAAACACCCUUCUCUCCACCUCUGGCUCCUGAACUCCCCUCUUUGUAUUUAAUUCUGAUAACAGCAGAUUUUUUUUUUUUUUUUCU
Molecule: messenger RNA, 935 nt
Organism: Eptesicus fuscus (big brown bat)
Lineage: Eukaryota; Metazoa; Chordata; Mammalia; Chiroptera; Vespertilionidae
Gene: SDHAF1
Product: succinate dehydrogenase complex assembly factor 1
Biological process (GO): mitochondrial respiratory chain complex II assembly
Cellular component (GO): mitochondrion
Source: RefSeq, a predicted model, not a curated record